AUGGAGAACUCAAAGACUUUGGUGGUUGAUAAUGGGACAGGGUUUGUAAAAGUAGGUUACGCCGGUUCAAACUUUCCCGAACAUGUAUUUCCGUCAGUGGUAGGUCGCCCAAUUCUCCGGGCCGAAGAAAAAAUCGGUAAUAUCAAGGUAAAAGAUAUCAUGGUAGGCGACGAAGCCGCCAAAGUCCGUUCCAUUCUACAGAUGUCGUAUCCGAUGGAGAACGGGAUUAUCAAAAAAUGGGAGGAGAUGAAACACUUGUGGAAUUACACGUUUUUCGAAAAGUUAAAGGUGGAUCCGCGGGAAUGUAAAAUAUUAUUGACUGAGCCGCCGAUGAAUCCUUUAGCGAAUCGACGUGAGAUGGUGCGCACGAUGUUUGAAGAAUAUGGGUUUCAGGGAGUGUAUGUGUCUAUUCAGGCUGUGUUGACGCUGUGUGCGCAGGGUCUUCUCACGGGUGUAGUUGUGGACUCGGGUGACGGAGUUACCCACAUUGUUCCUAUUUACGAUGGAUUUGCCCUCCCACAUCAGACGCGUCGACUAGACGUCGCUGGUCGUGACGUUACGCGGUAUCUUAUAAAAUUACUAUUAUUAAGAGGAUAUGCUUUUAAUCGUACAGCAGAUUUCGAUACUGUUCAACAAAUUAAAGAGAAACUUUGUUAUGUAAGUUAUGAUUUAAAGUUGGAUCAGAAAUUGGCGAAUGAGACCACCGUGCUAGUGGAAAAUUAUACGCUACCAGAUGGACGUGUCAUAAAAGUCGGUUCAGAACGAUUUGAAGCACCCGAAUGUAUGUUCCAACCUCAUUUAAUUGAUUGCGAACAACCAGGUGUAGCUGAACAGGUUUUUGAAGCGAUUCUGGAUGCAGCAGUCGAUGUGCGUGCCGAAUUGUUUCGACACAUAGUGCUAUCGGGUGGAUCAUCAAUGUAUCCCGGGCUACCGAGUCGACUCGAGAAAGAGCUUAAACAAUUGUAUAUGGAGAGAGUGGCGCAUGGGAAUGUUGAGAUCCUACAGAAAAUGAAAAUUCGAAUUGAAGACCCACCGCGUCGUAAGCACAUGGUGUUCUUGGGUGGCGCAGUGUUAGCUAAUAUAAUGAAAGAUCGUGAAACAUGGUGGAUAACUAAACAGGAAUGGGAAGAGGAGGGUAUUAAAGCACUUGAUAAACUUGGUGCGGGAUAUAAUUAG
Molecule: messenger RNA, 1176 nt
Organism: Ambispora leptoticha
Lineage: Eukaryota; Fungi; Glomeromycota; Glomeromycetes; Archaeosporales; Ambisporaceae
Source: the annotation of a GenBank genome assembly